Messenger RNA from Tripterygium wilfordii, 1544 nucleotides. RefSeq lists its product as uncharacterized. The record is from RefSeq and is a predicted model, not a curated record. Bases 18 to 1436 code for a protein of 472 amino acids. Lineage: Eukaryota; Viridiplantae; Streptophyta; Magnoliopsida; Celastrales; Celastraceae. The transcript is spliced from 11 exons. Gene Ontology annotation, molecular function: protein binding.
UCGGUGUGGUGCUGUAGAUGAGAAUUCUCCCAUCGCCAUCAUCGAAUAUCCAACGCAAUCCCUUCAUUCGAACCGCCUCUCGGCUUCCCCUACAUAGAAUGUCCUACCACCCGGUGGACAACUUCUAUCACAUGGGAGAAGAAGAUGGGGAAGUGCCAGAUUUUGUUGACGAAAUGGAGGAUGAAAACUAUGGCCGAGGCGGUGAAGCAGUGGAGCUUAAUGAAUAUGAAAUGCUCACCAGGGUGACUGAUAUAUCUUCUGCGCAGGCAAGGGCAGGGAAAGACAUUCAGGGUAUUCCUUGGGAGAGAUUGAACAUAACGAGAGAAGAAUAUAGGUUGACGAGGCUUGAGCAAUACAAGAAUUACGAGAACAUUCCUUCAUCAGGGGAAGCUGUAGACAAGGAAUGUAAGCAGAUGGAGAAGGGUGACAAAUAUUAUGAGUUCUUUCACAAUACGAGAUUAGUUAAGCCUACUAUUCUUCAUUUUCAGCUAAGGAACUUGGUUUGGGCUACGUCAAAACAUGAUGUUUAUCUUAUGUCUAAAUAUUCAGUCCUGCAUUGGUCAUCGCUGUCUUGCAAUUCAUCAGAAGUCAUCAACUUUUCUGGACAUAUUGCACCUGUAGAGAAUCAUCCAGGAAGCUUAUUGGAAGGUUUCACAAAAACUCAAAUUAGCACUUUGGCUGUCAAGGACAAUUUUCUGGUUACAGGGGGCUUCCAAGGAGAGCUUACUUGCAAGCGUCUGGACAAGCAAGGAGUUAGCUUCUGUGCUCGCACCACCACAUAUGAUGAUAAUGCCAUCACAAACGCUAUUGAGAUAUACGACAGCUUGAGGGGUGGAGUACAUUUCAUGGCAUCUAACAAUGAUUGUGGUUUAAGAGAAUAUGACAUGGAAAGAUUUCAAAUUCUGAAUCAUUUCCGUUACCCUUGGCCGGUGAAUCAUACCUCACUGAGCCCUGAUCGUAGGUUAAUUGCUGUUGUUGGUGAUCACCUGGAUGGAUUGCUUGUGGAUGCACAAAAUGGAAAGACCAUUUCUACAGUGGUGGGCCAUCUGGAUUACUCUUUCGCAACAGCAUGGCACCCAGAUGGGCGGACUUUUGCCACGGGGAACCAGGAUAAGACUUGCCGAGUAUGGGAUAUUAGAAACCUGUCGCUGCCCGUUGCAAUUCUAAAGGGAAACUUGGGGGCUGUUCGUUCAAUUCGCUUCUCAUCAGAUGGCGAAUUCAUGGUGGUUGCUGAACCUGCUGAUUUUGUGCAUGUGUAUAGUACAAAAGCCGACUAUAAAAGGAGGCAAGAGAUUGAUUUCUUCGGCGAGAUAUCUGGUGUAGCACUCAGCCCAGAUGAUGAAUCUCUGUAUAUAGGAAUCUGGGACCGAACUUAUGCGAGUUUGCUGCAGUAUAACAAAAGACAUAACUACGGGUAUCUUGAUUCUUACUUAUAACUGAUGAAGCAGAAACUGUUCUCAGGGGCUUGUAGUGUAUGAGUUGGGCAAACUCUUUUUUGAAUCCUUCUAUGUUUAAUGAUAGAAUUAACAUAUCUUUGGUUAGAA